CAUGAUAAAGAAUUGUUGUCACUAUUAUCAUUUUUAUCUACAACCAAUAUGCUUCAAGUUAUCGAAUCAAUCCAAGCAAUCGAAUCAUCAUCAUCAUUUGACAACACUGAAAUUAUUAAAAAUAAAAUCAAUGAUGAGCAAAAUCAAGAAAGUAUUUUGAUGACAAUGCAAGAUACACAACUUGAACCAGGAAUUGCUACCGAUAAUAUUGCUAAUGAGCGUAAUGGCAAUGACUAUUCUUCAUCAUUCCAAUCAUUAUUGUCAGCAAUUGAUACUGACAUACUUCAAGCGAUUGUAUUAUUGUCGCUAAAAAAUAUUGAAGAAUUCAAAGCAUCUUACUCGAAGAAAGAUUUAAAUUGCUCAAGUAUUGAUUUUAGUUCAAAUGAAAAAGAAUGCUUGUCCAAUGAGAAUGGCAACAGCAAUGACAAUUCUUCA
This is a messenger RNA of Entrophospora sp. SA101, 435 nucleotides long. Lineage: Eukaryota; Fungi; Glomeromycota; Glomeromycetes; Entrophosporales; Entrophosporaceae. The record is from the annotation of a GenBank genome assembly.